AUGGAGAUGGAGGCUGUAUACAUGUCUAGCAAUGAGGAAAGAGGAAUAGAGGGCGGCGUUAAUGGCGGCGAGAAACAAGUAGUGGUGGUUGCUAACAAGAGAGCAAAGAAGUUUUCCGCCUUGGUUUUACGGUUUUUGGCUCUGGUACUUACGCUGGCUGCGGCCGUGCUUCUUGGCGUCAAUAAGCAGUCCGCAGUGGUACCGGUAGUGCUGGUGCCAACACUGCCGCCGUUUAGUGUUGAUGUCACGGCGAAGUGGCAUUACUUGUCUGCCUUUGUGUACUUUGUCGUGGCAAAUGCAAUAGCAUGUGCCUAUGCAUCCAUCUCACUACUCCUCACUAUGGCAAAUAGGGCAGGAAAGAAAGGUUUUGAAAUGAUCAUAACUAUCUUUGACCUAGUAAUGGUGGCGCUCCUCUUUUCCGGUGUCGGUGCCGCCUUCGCCGUUGGUCUUAUUGGGUUUCAAGGGAAUUCACAUGUACAGUGGAAGAAAGUGUGUAAUGUAUUCGAUAAAUUCUGCGACCAAGCAGCCAUUGCAGUUGGCAUCUCCUUUGUUGGUUCAACGUUGUUUUUCUUGAUGGUUUUGCUUGCGACUUUGAACCUUCACAAGAAACAUUAA
Fraxinus pennsylvanica is the source of this 615-nucleotide messenger RNA. The record is from the annotation of a GenBank genome assembly. Lineage: Eukaryota; Viridiplantae; Streptophyta; Magnoliopsida; Lamiales; Oleaceae.